Molecule: messenger RNA, 249 nt
Organism: Racocetra persica
Lineage: Eukaryota; Fungi; Glomeromycota; Glomeromycetes; Diversisporales; Gigasporaceae
Source: the annotation of a GenBank genome assembly
UCUGAAGAAGAUAAUAACAGAAAAUUAGUCAAUAUGAUUAAUGCUGAAUUAGUUAGUCUAAAUAAUCAUAACAGCCUUAUUAGUGACAAGUUGAAUACUUUUGAAGAGUUGUUGAAGAAUGAAGAAUUAAUUGCAGAUACAAGAUUCUUUUAUCAUGAAACACACCCUACUUUAGUUCUUGGUGAAGAAUAUCUUUCAGAUAUUACCAAUACACCUACUGCUGAAAAUAAUCUAAUUAUUAUUGAAUGA